AUGGUUGGUUUUGGUUUGGGAGGCAGUGGGACAGCUGGAGCAGCAGGCUUCAGGGAGAUGCUGUCGGGGCCUCCGCAGUCAGUGUUUACCAGCCUCUCUCUGCCGCAGAGUUCAGCUCAACACAUCACCAAUCUGUGUCAUUACUCUGUCAUUGCAUCAAAUCACAUGAUUAGCUUCAGGGGCAGUGGAGGAGGCCUGCUCGGGGCGUCUGGCCGUGGCGGUCUCGGGGUAAUGGUCCGGUGGCACUGUGAUGGAGGGGUGUAUGCUGUCCUCUACAGGGCCAAGGAUGCGCCAUCAUUCAGCCUGGCCAAGAUGGCCUCAGGGUGA
Molecule: messenger RNA, 327 nt
Organism: Knipowitschia caucasica
Lineage: Eukaryota; Metazoa; Chordata; Actinopteri; Gobiiformes; Gobiidae
Source: the annotation of a GenBank genome assembly